This is a messenger RNA of Brassica rapa (field mustard), 2826 nucleotides long. RefSeq lists its product as uncharacterized. The record is from RefSeq and is a predicted model, not a curated record. NCBI's taxonomy places the organism in Eukaryota, Viridiplantae, Streptophyta, Magnoliopsida, Brassicales, Brassicaceae.
UAAUAAAUUUCUAAUUUACAUAUAUGAACUACAAAGUCAUCGAUUAGGCAAAAAAAACUACAAAUUCGUCGAUACUCCUACAUUCACACACAUGGUGGUAUUUGAACCGUUAAAAGUCCCGAUAUGGAUAUUGGAUUAUAAAGUAGUUAAAAUGACGCUUUGCUUUUUAAGAAAUAAAUCAUAUAAAAAUGUUCAAACCUUGUUUGUUCAUGUGCAAUUUAAAUUUUUACAAGUUUUUAUGUUUAGGUACGGUGUGUAAAGAUAGGCAUGAAUCUUCAUACUUGUGUUUAGUUGGGGAAAGGAUUGGCCGUUCGCCAGUUUAUAUAUUAUAAACACGUUAUAAACCGCAUAAUCUAUCAACUUUAGCUCUUUAAAUAUUUCUAUCAUUUUUUACUUCGUUACAUUUACAUUUUCUCACUCUCACAAAUCGCACAGAGAGAGACGCAGAGAGUAAACUAAUAAGUUAAAAGCUAUGAGCAAACAAGGUUUGAAGAGACUUCAGUUUCAGAGAUUGGGAAAGCGAAUUGAAAGCUCAACGACGGCUUCAGCGAGGCUAGGAAAUUCAGAGGAAAGAACGAUCGUUGCGUUUGCGUGCUCAUGUUGUGGAAAACCUCCCCGCGGUCUCGUGGAACAGUUUGUUUGGAGGUUGAAAAAGCGUUUUCGGUGGUCGUGGAAGAGUGGUAGUAAUAAUAUUCAGAGUAGCUAUGAUCUCCGAAGCUAUCAUCUGAAUUUUGACAAGGGUUGGUCUCGUCAACGGUGAUUUUGAUCAAACCGAAAUUAUUAUUGUCUUUUGAGCCUUUUUAUUUUCAUUUUUUUGUAUAUAGUUAAAGUUCCAAUCUUAUAUAAAAUACCUUUUGAUAAAUUUCUUAUGAAAAAUAUCAAUGCUUCUAAGACUAAAUCUCUAGUUAUUAGAGAAAAUAAUCUCAUGCUUCCUUUAAGGGUUGCCAAAAUUUUGGAAUUAGAAAGAUAUAUGACCCAACCCUAUUGUUUUAGUAUGAAUAAUUGAAAUUCGUAUCAUAAUAUUUUAUUAAAAUUUUAAUUUUAUUUUUUUGUUAUAACUGUAUAGUUUACAUUUCAAUAUAAAUUUAUGAAUAGAAUGUACAACUUUAUUUUGUGAUAUACAUUUUUGUUUGUGAAAAAUAAUUUAAAAUAUAUACUACAAAGCUUUAUGGAGUAAGAGCAAACAAAUAUAUGACUUUAAAAAUUAUGAAAUUAUCUGCAAAAAUGGUAGAAGAAGUAAAUGAAGAAGAAGACCAUACAUGUUGACUAUAACAUUAUUUUGUUCAGAAAAACCAUAAAUGUUUGAAAAUAUGAUUAAUGUUAAGAAUAUUUAUCAUUAACGAUGUAGAAACAAACUUUUACGCAUAUAAAAAUGAAAGCAAACAUAUGUGCGGUUGCGCGCGUUAAAGUUAAGUAACAUUAAAUAUUUAACCCAAAUGUUAUACUAUUUUUUAUUGAAUGUAUUUUCGAAAAGUGGUAGUAGUAGGUAUUUCUAAAAAUUGUAGAAAUAAUGAGUGUAGUAAUUUACAAAUGAAAAGGUACUAGAGAGGUGUUAAUUUUAAUAUCCACUAUUAUAACUUUACAACUAGUGUCUAAAAACGUGUAAAAAAUCAUAAAACAUACAACUUCAAGAGAAAGAUGGUGUGCAAUUUUUUACACCAAAAUAUGGUAUAACUAACUGAACUUAAUUUUGUUAUUUCCUACCUGUUUUUUUUUAAGUUAAGAUUUUCUGAAAAUUGAAUAUGAAAAUAACUACUUUCGAAAUUACAAUUUUUAUCAGAUGAAAAUCUUGAAAUCAAAGUAGAAAUCAUCACUGUCAUGAAUUUCCAAAAGUUAUAAUACAACAACACACUAAUACAAAUCUACAAUAGCUCUUCUGUCAUCAUCACAAUUUUAAUGGGCCUGCUCCUAUCAACAUGAAACGCAUCGUUUUGAGUCGUUCAUGUACCGUUAUGUUGUUGGGGGAUUCAAGGAAGAAGGAUGCUCUCUGUAAUGAAAGAGCUUACGAUAUCAUCGAGUUCUUCAACUCGGGACUCUAAACGAUGAUACCCUAACUUGGGAUCUAACGCCGCCAGAAUUGAAUGGAAAGAUCGAAACUUGGAAUCAGACAAUGGCUUUAACAGGUAACUCGUUUGCUCAUAGCUUGGCAUCUUGAUGCUGUAUGUUUACUAAAGUUUUUGGCUUUUUGUGGUGAUAUGCCAGGUAUGUCCCAACAUACCGUGUGUUUUGGAAGUGAGUUUCAUGUUCUACGUUUGUUGUUGUUGGAGCAGAGUCCUGGUGUUGUGACCUUCCUACUAUAAUGGAUGAUUGGAUGGGUACUAAAAAAACGUUACUUCCUCUAAAUGCAAGUUGAAUCCAACCGUUGUUUCUUCAUCUGGCGAUCGAGAAAGUCCUCUUGAGACCUCACAACAGAGACUCGGUGGGUAAAACCGUUUCAGAACAGCUUGCGGUUUAAAGCGGUGAAAACUGUACAUAUCUCAAAAUGAGAGGAUGAUGCAGCACAAUUUAAAGUAUCAUUAUGUGAUGUAAAUAACCUCUGAUCAUGUUUUGAAUUUAGAUCUUUCUUACCUUCACAGCCAUAUAUAUACAGAAAAGAUAAGCUUUCCACAAGUAAUCUCCUGGGAGGUCUACCUUUAAGUUGAGAUCACUUAUUUUCUAAAUUAUGCAUAUGUAGAGACAGAGAGACAUGUUCUAUAAUGACAAACCAAAGCCAUAACCAUACAUAGACAGAGAGGAUUUUAGAUGGUCAAACCAAAGCCAGAGCUAUUAGAACCUAAGUUACGAUAUACACUAGAGCUUGUUUGCCUUGAUGAAUAGACAACAACA